CUUCUCUUUCUUUUGUUUUUUCUUCUUCUAAACACAAUUCAUUCAUUCAUUAAAUCAAUUGAAAAUAUAGAAAAAAAUAAAUAUGUAUUUUUAUUCAAUCAAUAAAUGAUAUAAUCAAUAAUGACAAGUGAAAAUAAUCAAUUAUCUAAACCAAAUUCAUUAUCAAAUAUUGAUUAUUCACAUGAUCAUUUAUCACAAAAAUCAAUAUCGGACAAUGAAACUAUUUCAUUGGAUUAUAAUAAUACAUAUGAUAAUAAAACUUUAUCAUCAUCUCAAAUGAAUCAAAUACAUAAAAAUAUAUUAGAUCAAUGUCAAUUAUCAUCGAAACAAUUUCUUAAUAUUCAUUCAAAUGAUGAUAUAUCAUUAUCUAAAUUAGAUAAAAUGACUAAAUCAUCUAUUACAAAAUUAAAUAAAUUCUAUGAUCAUACACAAAAUGAAUCACAUAAGUCUUCAUUAAAUAAUAAUAAUGCAUCACGUCAUUGGAAAAAAUUACAAUGUACAAUGAAAGUUGUACUAAGUUCAAUGGAUCAUGUAAAAUUUAAACGUAAAUUAUAUAAUAAUAAUGAUACAUCUAGAAGAGAUUCAUUUAUGUAUCGUUUCUCUACACAAAGACGUGGAACAUAUAGUAAUGAUGAAUAUUAUUCUGAUACAAAUUAUGAUCAUUCAUUUAUAGAUCAAUUAUAUUCACAACAAAAAUUAGAUCAUUAUGAUUGUAUUCCAGAAAUUGAUAAUAAUGAUAAUGAUAAUAAUGUUAAUAAUGAAAGAAAAUCAUCAUGUUAUCAAGUUGAUUCAAAUGAACAAAUAACUAACAAUAAUGAUAAUAAUAAUAAUAAUAAUUCAGAAAGCUUGACAACAACAAUUAUUCCAGAAAAAGAAUUAUUAUUGGAAAAUCAAUUAAAUUCAAUACCAAAAGAUGAAAUGUUCUACUUAGAUACACCAACUCCAACAAACAAUAAUAAUAAUAAUACUACUACUACUACUACUAUUACUACUACUAAUAAUAAUGAUAAUAGUAAUACUAAUGAUUAUUCCUUUAAAAAGAAAUUAAGUAAUGAAAUAAAUAAAAAUGAUAAAUAUUUUGAAUUAGAUAAAGAAUCUGGAAAAAAUAAAAAAAUUUUUAAAAAUUAUAAAAAAUCUCAUUUAUUCAUUGUAUUUUAUCCAAAUAAUACUGGUUAUAUAAUAUGGUUAACAAUUGUAUCUUUAGCAUUAUUAUAUAAUUUAUGGACUCCAAUAGCACGUCAAGCAUUUGAUGAAUUACAAUCCAAAUAUCAAAUUAUUUGGUUAUCAUUUGAUAUUCUAGCUGAUCUUAUAUAUUUAAUUGAUAUAUUUGUACAAUGUAAUACAAGUUAUUUAAAAUGUGGUCUUAAAGUAAAAGAUCAUCAAAAAUUAAUUAUGCGUUAUAUGAAAUCUUAUAAAUUUCUAUUAGAUUUAUUAUCAUUAUUUCCAUUAGAUUUAAUACAAUUUAAAAUUGGGAUACAACCAAUGUUACGUUUUCCAAGAUUUUUCAAAUGGUAUCGUUUUCAUGAAUGGAAAAUACGUGUGGAAAAUAGAACUAUAUUUCCUAAUUUAUGGAGAGUAUUAAAUUUAAUUCAUAUAUUAUUCUUAGGUUGUCAUUGGUUUGCUGCAUUUUAUUAUUUAAUAUCAAAAUAUGAAGGAUUUAAAAAUCCAUGGGGUUAUCAACCAUAUACUGAUGCAGAACAAGUAACAAUGUCAAGAAGAUAUUUAAAAUCAUUUUAUUGGGCUACAUUAACUUUAACAACAAUUGGGGAUUUAAGUUCACCUUCUAGUAGUAUAGAGUAAGUAAAACUUUUUAAAAAACAAAACAUUUUUUUUCUCCGUUUAAAUUAUGGUUACUUUAAUCACAAUAUACAAUGAAGGGGAAAUUAGGUAAAUAUAAGAUCAUAUCAACUAUAUUGAACAUUACAAAAUUUCACCUUUAUUGACAUCAUUUUUGUUUGUUUUCUUAACGGUGAUUGGAUGAACAGUUUCACUAGAGUGUAAUAUUCAUUUGAAACAUCUUAUACAAAUCAGUUUGGGAUAAACUCCACAUUCUCAAGUCAUCUAAGUGUAUCGUAAUUAGUAAUUACAGGUGUGUUUUCAUCUAUUUAGUCAGCUAAUUAUAGAUAUUUUGGAAUAAUAAUUAUCAUUAUAGAAUUAAUUAAAAGUAUGACAUGUGCUAUAUUGUAAUUUUUCUUCCAUCAUAACUUGAAUGUUCCACACUUGACAAGUUUCAUAGCAUGAUGGAGUGGUAGUUUUUUCGUAGGCAACUUUACAUUGUUCAUAUAAGCCAGCACAAAGGACAGAGAAUGAAACAUCUCUAUCAUAAAAUAUGACUGCAUAAAUAAUAAGUCCCCCUUCAUUUUGGUUAGUUGCCAGGUGCAAGGUCAAUGGAGUUUAUCUCCACUCCUUAAAAUCAAAUUUCAGUUUUAAAAUGAAGGGAAUUGUUUCGAUUGAGAAUAUGACAAUACUGAGUAAAGGAUUAAUAAAUGAGCAAUUUAUUAUUAAUUUAUUUUUAGUUAGUACUAUUUACUUGUUUUAACAAUCUAAAAUAAUAAUUUUUUGGCAACAUACUACCACUACUAUUAUCACUACAAACUAUCAACAUUGUAAAUGAUAACAGUUUGUGUGAUGUGAAAUCAUUAACACAAUUUUUAUAGUUUUAUAAUGAAAUAAAACUCAACUGAAUUGUGACUCAUAAACGUGACUUCUUGCAAACAUAUCGAUUGAGUUACUUUUAAAAAAAAGAGUAUUUUAAUAUGUACUUUGUAAUUUUACAGCGGUAAACAUUUUAUGGAAUGACGCUUAUAAGAAAAAAAAUCAAUAAAAUGUGCAGUGCUCGAGAAAGUAUGGUGUAAUAUAUGAAAACAUUAUACAUAUAUGCAGCAAUUUGGAAGACUCUCGCGGUCUCCCACAUUGUACGAGUAUUCCAUGUACCUAAAUAAAUGAUUGCUCUGAUUGUCAGAAGGGGCAUCGACCUCGUAACUUCUGAAGGAAUUCGUCUUUCAUCAUGAGGCGCCAUAGUUUUUCUAAAUGAAGGCCUUCUGAUUCCCAGGGCAGAGUUUAAAUGGUUUGAAUAGUUUUUUCUGGUUAGCGUUUUUUUAGUGAGUUAGUUUUCUACGGGAUGGGGUCGCUAACCCGAUGCCCAACCCUCCUCCUUUAUCUGGGCUUGGGACCGGCAGUAGCUCCCGGAGGGACUCCUGGCGGGGUUAUCAUACAUAUAUAAUAUGUAAUUAUUAGCUAGAUAUUAAUGUUGGGCAAUGAUUAUUAAUGAUUUAACUCAUUUCAAUUAUUCAUAGAUUGUUUUACAAUAAAGACUACGAAAUAUAUAUAAUAAAAAUGGUUACAAAUUCUGUUUAUUUUUGUUGUUAGCAUAAGUAAAUUCAGUAGUUUAGGUCAGUUCUUCUUUGUAAAGCUCCUGUAUUGAAUCUUAGAAAAGAUUAAUGAAAGUUGAAAAUGUUUUGAAAUGUUUUAAGACAUUGAAUACUGGUCUAAGCUAUACUAGUAGAUACAAACUAUUUGGUUGAAGUUUGUGCUGCAACCAUAAUUUGUUGUUAAAGCCUUUGGGUGACAUGGUUUAUGAAAAGAAAUGUGCUCACUCUUUGUCAUUUUUCUGAUCUUGAAUUCCAGUAUUAUUUCAUACAUAACGUUUAUUUUGUUUUGUUGUAGUGUAUCGUCAGCGUUCAAUGUUUCCUAAUGUCACAUUCGAUAACUUUUGUAGCAUAUUAGUUGUAUUAUAGAGAUAUGACAAGUUUGGUUAAAAUUACUUUUAUGACAGGUUCAAUGUUUAUUAUGACUAGAUAAAUGAGAUAACCUCAGGGGCAAUCAACGGAAAAAUAAGACUAGUAGGAAUUUUUCUACUUGAACUUCUACUCGAAUUUAUUUGAAAUCACCAACUAAAUGUGAUUAGAGUUGAAUGAUGAGGUUGAAACUUAGGUCUAUGAUAGGAUAAAUGGAAUGUUUUGUCCUAUCUGGGACUCCUUAAUUACAUGUUCCAUCAUAACAAAGUAGACUUUCACUCCAGGACUCUAACCCGAAACAGUUCUUCUUAAGCGCCAUCACGUUAUUCACUUAGUUACCGUGUUAAACUAGCUGCCUACUUUUAUGACAAGUGCAUGAAAAGCAAGCUGACGGGUUUAAAAUUGGACGAAACACACGUAUCGCAUCCCAUUUCAAGCUACAUUCCAUCUAUUAUGUAUUAAAUUACUUCACUAUAUCGAAGCAGUCCACAUGUGAUGCCUAUAAUCCAACCAAGACUGAUCAAAUUUCAGUCCAAAAAUAUCAGCAACGGAACAAUCCAAUGCAUUUCAAAUCGAUUUAGAUCUAUGACAUUUUUCAGUGAUUUUACAUAAGUACUAUUUUCCAAUCAUAGAAUACUCGAGACAAGCCAUUUUUAAAGUUAUUGAUAUUUCAUAGACUACCUUCCAUAAACUAUAGAAUGUUAUUUGUAAGUGUUUGUAUUUUUCCAUUAUUGAUGUUAAGGAUUUAGUGUUCAUUUCCUAUUAGCAUAAAUAGUCAGCCUGAGCAAUUUACUAUGAUACUACCAUUUAGUCACAAGCUUUUUAAAAAGGUAGAUCGCAGCUAACUACGGAACUCAGGACGUUGGAUUAGUCCUAUUUGGGACUUUUCGGAUGGAUAUAUCUUAAUCCCAACGUUUAAGUUCACUUUAGAGCUUGGAAUUAGUACAUAUCACUUUAGACACGAAAACAUUAUUCACCAACUUACUGAGUUCCGAUAGUCAAUGUGACAAAAAUCCAAAAGUCACUUUCUUGGUGCUGCUGCUGCCUCUUGUUACAUGCUGAUCAUAUAUUUUGUAUAAGGUAGAGAAUAUUAACUGUAAUUGAUAAAAUUAGACGUGAAUUUUUAUAUUUGUUUCAUUACUUGAUAAGUAGUUAACAAUUGUCAACUUUCCACACACCUCUUAUUAACUGUUAUUCUCAUUAUUCGUUUUUUAACUAACCCUUCUAUGAAGCUCCAUGUUUGCCAUAAUCGGAAACCAGUUUCAGUGAUUAAUGUUUACAAAAUUUUAUCCAAUUAUUCUCUAAAAAUCCACUUAAAACUACUUAUCGAAGAGUUCAUCUCUGGAAAACUUAGACUGAAUAGCAAGAUUUAAUAAUGUAUGGCAGAACGAUACUUCUUCAUAAUAUCUAGAGACCCGUUAACAACUCAUGAUAGUCUGGGAGAUGUAGAUAUAACAAUGAUAACAAAGUAAAAUAGAUAAUUUAGAUGAGAUUUCAGUCAAUAAUAAUCUGUGAGAUGUCAUAAAGAGUUAAAAUAUAGCGAUAGUUGAGGAGAAGUAGGAAGUUUCAAUCACUUUUGUGAGCUUUUAAUAAAUAAAUAGAUGUUGACCAUCAAACUCUACACAAAAUAGAGAUUGAAGAAAAGUAAAAAAAGAUUGAAACAGUGAUAAAUAAAACUAGAUAACUUUUUACAAUACUUGAUGGAACCAGAGUUAAAGUCAACUAUUAACGUACCUUUCAAGUGAAAAGCAGAAAAUUGAUUCAUUCUUAAACUAACGACUGAAACGAUGAGAGAAAUAUUUUGAGAAACAGUCUAUCUUCUCUACAGAUAGUCUCUAAAGUCUUUAUAGUGACCAGUAAGCUAAAUGACAGAUUAAUAUUUGAACUUUUAAGUAUUUGUUAAGUAAAGAAAAGCAUGAAUAACUUGAUGGAUAAAAAACAGUGGCAGACUUUGAUGGACUUAUUUAAAUAUCUUAAGAAAUUAUAGUUUUGUUAUUUUAAAAAGACUGAGUCUAGGAAAUAAACUUAUCUCUUUUUGACUGUUCUCAGCUUUCCAUUAACACAGUUGAUAAGAAAUAAUAAUGAGUUUCUUGUGAUAAUAAUAGUUGCUAACAGCUUAUUUGUAAAAAAGAACAGAAAUGAUCAAGAAGUAUGGCAUAUUUACAGAAUACUAUCCAUUUAUAUAAUAAGGAGUGUCCAUUUUUGUCAGUUGUUUUAUCUUUCCAAUUUAGGUAUUGUAUAUCAUACGGUACUAAACAUUAUUCAAUUAACACUAAUGACAUAAUAUCUGUAUAACUGAUCGGUUAUUUUGAAGAUAAUUAAAUAUGGUUAAAGAAUGGGAUUUAUUAUAAAAGCUGUAAUUCAAUAAAUUAUCAUUUGACAUUUGAUAUGAGAAACGUUUUACUUUGUGAAGGAAAGUUAAAAGUCAUAGAAUUAC
Schistosoma curassoni is the source of this 6174-nucleotide messenger RNA. The record is from the annotation of a GenBank genome assembly. NCBI's taxonomy places the organism in Eukaryota, Metazoa, Platyhelminthes, Trematoda, Strigeidida, Schistosomatidae.